GUUUAAAUGACGCUAUCUUGGAUUCGCGGAACCCGGAACGCCUCGAAGCGGGAGUCGCAAAAGCCCGACUUCGUUUGAAACGGCCGACAAGCGGCUCGAGCGCGAGCCGAGCGACGUCACCGCGGUGCCGCGAGCUCCAGGCAGGUGCCUCGACGGCGUUGCAGUAUUGUUGCCCUGAUUCUUCGGCCCCCAGACUCGCCACACAGGGACUACCCACGGGCUCCUUUGCCGCUGUUGCCGUUCCCGUCGCCACAGUCCCCGAUCCACUGGAUCCUCCAACAUGGCGACUACAGACACCAUCAGUCUCCGGGUCUUCUCUCUCAACUGCUGGGGUAUCCGCUACCUAAGCAAACAUUGUCUCCAGCGCUAUGCCAUGAUCGGGGAAUUGUUGUGCAAGGACCAGCAUGAUGUUGUGUUACUACAGGAGGUAUGGAGUGAGAAAGACUACCUGUCGCUGAAGAGGAAGCUUGGUGGCAGCUAUCCCCACUCCCACUACUUCAAAAGCGGGGUCAUUGGCAGUGGACUCGCCAUUUUCUCCAGACACAGGAUUGAUGAUGCAUUCCUGUACCGUUACUCCCUGAAUGGGUAUCCAUACAUGGCCCACCACGGAGACUGGUUUGGAGGUAAAGCUGUAGGGAUGGCCAUCUUAAACAUAGGCAGACUGCGAGCACACGUCUAUGUCACUCAUUUGCAUGCCGAGUACUGCAGAGAUAAGGACACCUAUCUUCCCCAUAGAGUGGUGCAGGCCUGGGAGCUGCAGCAGUUCAUUCGCCAUACCUCAGGUGGGGCAGACUUGGUGAUUUUAGGAGGGGAUCUCAACAUGCAUCCUCAAGACCUUGGUAACAGAUUACUAAGGACUUUCACAGGCCUACGAGACUCGUACUUAGAGGUGACAAAGUUUGAUGGAUGCGAGGAUGGAAUGACCUUAAUAGCAGAUAAUCCUUUCAUUAACAAGAAAGAGAUUGUUCCCUUCGAGAAGGGAAUCCGGAUCGACUAUAUCCUGCUGAAGGGGUCUUCCAAAGUGGACAUCCGGUGUGAGUCCAUGUGCACUACCAAAGGCUCUGUGCCCGAUCAUCCUUUCCCAUAUUCGGACCAUGAGGCGCUUUCUGCUGAGCUGCAGCUCACCCAGAACCAGGCUGGAGAUGACCAGCAGACGAAGGAACAAGACUGCACGCCAGGCAAGCUGGCCGAGUUGGUGGACAUCGUGACCGAGGCUCGCACGGAGGUCAAAGUCGGCCUGCACUGCGCGGAGAGGAUGCGCUACACGGCAGCCCGCACCGGGGUGAUGGGCCUGGCUCUGCUGCUGUUGGAGCUGACCAUUGCGGCGGUGCCCUGGUUCGCCCUGGGCGCAGAGCAGCCUUUCCCCCGCGCCACCUUCUACCUGCUGGCGGCGCUGUGCUUCGCCAUCCUGCUGACCACGGCUCUGCUCUAUAUCUUUUACACCAUGGAGGUGAAGUCUCUCCAGGGAGCCGAGGACCAGAUGAGGCUGGCCGUGGGCAGCCUGCAGGAGAGGCUGCGUGGCGUCCCCUUAGCACAGCCCGUCAACGUGGAGCGGAGGACGCCGCCAGAGCGUCAGGGGCCCUUCGGUCCGGAGGAGUAGAGCAGGAGCUAGAGUCACAGGGGGUCUGAGUGGGACCUCUAGUAAGGGAUUCUUGUAAAGGAGUCACCACUGCUAUUUUUAAUACUGUUGAGAUGAAUAUUUCUACUGCAGCGGUCAGGAUGAAUGUGUUUGACUGAAAGAAUUACACAUGCAAAACGAGUUUAUAUCCAGAAGACGUGCGGGACACAAGCUAUAAUACUUUUGUACUUAGACUUUUAACUUAAGUUAGACGUAGUUUCUCUCUCUAUGCACCUCAUCAGAUAGGCCUCCUCUCUCCGCAACGAGUUCCCGUUUCAUAAUAUGGCAGCGCACAGCACACCGUGCAUCAGUAACUUAAUAUUGGUAGUUUAAACGUGAACAUGUAUACUUACCCUCUUUUGUUUGACCCUGCAGGUUUGAAUAAUUGGAAAAGUGGAAGGCUAAAUUGCAUUCCACCACUCGAGAGUGGCGAGGGGACCACUUACUUCCUACUCUUUCAAUUCCGUCAUUCCUUUUACAGUUUGUAUGCCAUGUUGUCACACGGAGCCACGUGAAGGAGAAUGAAUUGUGCAGCUUACAGGAAGUUGUCAGAAGUUCCAAACCUCAAAUUCCAGACUUGACCUAUUUUUGUAUGUUCUUGCUUACCUACUUGAGUAGUCUUUUCAUGUCCACCUCAGGGACGACGCAGAAACGCCCGUAGUACCGCGAGUACACGGUACUACGGGCGUUUACUGACGAUGAGGAUAGCUGCAAAUGUUUCUCCCGGUCCAAAACGGUGGACGCGUCCAAUAGCAGUUAUAGAAAUACGGACCCAGUGCACGGGAUGGGUACCUCUACACAGCUUAGGUAAGGUGCAAACCCUGCAUGCCUCCUUUCAAAUUUCGGUUAGAAUAAGGUGUCCUGUUGGGACUAUGUGAAGACGUUUGCAGCAUGUCAUCAUAGUAUUUAUGAACAGACUGUGUUUUUAGAGAGACAAUCCACACUCCUGUGUUUUUUGUAAACUGAAGAUUAGAGAUUUGAAUGCAAUAUAUGUUUUUUUUUAAUCAGUCAAGUACUGUAAAUUGGUGUUGUCAAGAUAGAUUAAUUAUUGAGUAGACAACAUCAUGAAUUAUAGAUUAUAAAAUGCUCCAAACAUAUUUAGUAAUCAGUACACCUAAGUUACCAACAAGUUCAACCAUUUUAUUUUUAUGUACUGUAACACAAUAGCUUGAAAAGAGAGUUGUUAAUGAUAUAUAUAUAAAAAAAAUAUCAAAUAUCGUAAAACUUCGACUGUAUAACCCGAAUGAUGAAGGACUUGUGAAAACCAGUUUUAUUUCAUUUUAUUUCAUUUAUGUUCAGACUAUUGUUAUUCAAAAAAAAAAAAGUAGCGUAGUUUAUAUAUUCUUGCAAUAAGGUUUGUAGUUUUUCAAUUCAUACCUCUUUGUAUCAAUUCCAUUCCUGUAACAUUUUGAUGGACAUGAUUGUAAAGGCAAUAAUAAAGAAUGUAUGCUGCGUUUUCUGUCUGUGUACUGGCCAGAGGGAAUGUUAGCUGUGAGUAUAGAUACACAGGGAG
Molecule: messenger RNA, 3131 nt
Organism: Lampris incognitus (smalleye Pacific opah)
Lineage: Eukaryota; Metazoa; Chordata; Actinopteri; Lampriformes; Lampridae
Gene: smpd2b
Product: sphingomyelin phosphodiesterase 2b
Exons: 11
Coding region: 281-1600 (439 amino acids)
Cellular component (GO): cytoplasm
Molecular function (GO): sphingomyelin phosphodiesterase activity
Source: RefSeq, a predicted model, not a curated record